Molecule: messenger RNA, 1264 nt
Organism: Neltuma alba
Lineage: Eukaryota; Viridiplantae; Streptophyta; Magnoliopsida; Fabales; Fabaceae
Product: L-tryptophan--pyruvate aminotransferase 1-like
Exons: 5
Coding region: 1-1260 (419 amino acids)
Biological process (GO): amino acid metabolic process
Molecular function (GO): transaminase activity; carbon-sulfur lyase activity
Source: RefSeq, a predicted model, not a curated record
AUGAAGAGCUUAGUUGCAGACCAAACAAGCCUUUACCACAGCACUACUCCAUCACCGCCAGUUCCAAAUCUUCCUUCUCUUCCUCUCAACAACAGCAAUAAUGGCUUCCUCUCCUCCACUAAUAUCUCUCCUCUCCCCAGCUCCUUCAUCAACCUAGACCAAGGAGAUCCAGUUGUGUUUGAGGCGUACUGGAGGAAGAUGAGCGAGAAGUGUAAGGUGGAGAUAAAGGGUUGCGAGCUUCUGAGUUAUCUGAGUGACCUGAGGAGUGUGUGUUGGUUUAUGAUGCCGGAGCUCAGAGACGCCAUUAAAAGGCUUCAUGCUUUGGUUGGUAACGCAGAGACGGACGAUAGCCACAUUGUGAUCGGAAAUGGCUCCACGCAGCUCUUUCAGGCAGCUCUCUUCGCUCUCUCUUCUUCUUUUUCUUCUUCUUCCGAUGACCCCAUCAACGUCGUCGCUGCUGCUCCUUACUAUUCGGAGUAUGAAGAUCAAACAGAUAUUCUGCGUUCACGGAUGCACAAAUGGAGUGGUGAUGCAAUGAAGUAUGAUAAGAAUGAAGCAUAUAUAGAGGUAGUGACGUCUCCCAAUAAUCCAGAUGGUAGCAUCAGAGGACCUGUGGUGAAUAAGAAAAAGUGUGGAGCUGAAGGGAAGCUGAUUCAUGACCUUGCUUAUUAUUGGCCUCAUUACACUCCCAUUACCCACAGAGCCAAUCAUGAUCUUAUGCUCUUCACUUUCUCCAAAUGCACUGGUCAUGCUGGUUCUCGUAUUGGGUGGGCUAUUGUGAAGGAUAAAGAGAUCGCAAAAAAGAUGACCAAGUUUAUACAGAUGAGCUCCAUUGGAGUGUCGAAAGAAUCUCAAACUCGAGUUGCUAAGAUAAUUGAAGUUCUUUGUGAUAGCUAUAAGAAUUUCAAACUUGGGUCUAAAGAAUCUGAUUUGUUUUUUGAGCAUAGUAGGCUCUUUAUGAAGCAAAGGUGGGAAAAGCUGAGAGAAGCCACUAAGCAAAAUGGUUAUUUCAGUUUGCCAAACUUUUCAAGGGCUUAUUGUAACUUCACUAAUGAAUCAUCUGAGACAUAUCCUGCUUUUGCAUGGUUGAAGUGCAAGAAGGAUGACGCAGAUUGUGAGAGUUAUUUGGAAAAAGAAUUGAAAAUACUUGUUCGAGGUGGGACUCGAUUUGGAUCUGACCCAAGAUAUGCUAGACUUAGCAUGCUGGGUAGAGGUGAUGACUUUGAUGAAUUCUUGAAGAGGCUAUCAAAGAACAUCUAAGAGA